AUGAAGUUCGGGCAAUACCUCGAUGAGAACGCGGUGAGGGAAUGGAAGGAGCACUACGUGAGGUAUAACGCCCUGAAGAAGGUCCUGAAGGCGAUCGUCGCGUCUCGGGAUGAGGCCGCCGCGCUCGGGGACGACGCGGGGGCGGAGAGGUUCACCCCGCCGAAAUCGCUCGCGCAGUUCUCGCUCACUUUAUCGCCGCGCAAGCCGCAGGGGAACGCGAGCGCGCAGGCGACGGAGACGCGGUUCUUCGAACUGCUGGACGACGACAUGGAUCGCGUUCGGGACUUCGUCACGAGCACGCUCUCCAGGCUCAAGGACGACGUCGCGAGCUGCGCGGCGGAGAUCGACGACGCCGUGAGGCGCGACCUCCCGACGAUCGCGGCGACGUGCGGGUCGAAGACCUCCUCGAUCGCGUCGCUCGAGUCCGUGUCCUCCGUCGUCGCCGCCGCCGCCGCGGAGGGCGGCGAGAACGGGUCCGGGUCCGCGUCGGCGUCGAGCGGCGAAGACCAGGACCAGGGGUCGCCCUUCAGCACGCUCAGCGGCGACGUGGUCGAGGAAGCGACGCGCGUCGUCGACGCGCUGCGAGAACGCCUGCAGCGCGUCCAGGACGAGUUCCUUCGCAUCGAGAAGUUUGCGAACCUGAACAUGAUGGCGUGCUACAAAAUUUUGAAGAAACACGACAAACUCUGCCCCCACACGGUGUGCUGUCGGUACUACCUCGAACGUCUGCAUCAGCUGCCGUGGAUUCGCGCGGAUCACUCGAGCGUCUUCGUCGUGCAGAUGUCGGACCUGUUCGAGCUUCUGCGCGGCGACCGGACGCGGAAGGCGAACGGGAAGAAGAAGAAGGCGAGCGAGCGCGACGGCGCGCAGGACUUUGUCCGAACGACGCGGAAGUACUGGGUAUCGCCCGAGGACGUCAGCGGCGUGAAGCAGAACAUCGCGCAGCACUUGCCCGUGUUUCUCGUCGAGCGCGAGCGCGUGAAGGGACUGGUGGAAGCCGCCGCGGGCGAGAGCGGCGACGGCGUCGCGCCGGGCUUCGCGGGGCUGACGUUGCCCUCGCACGCGGACAGCCAGAUGACCAACUCGGUGUACCUGGACAACGUGCACUUGGAGCUGUACCACGCGAGACUGAAGAAGGCGCCGCGCGCGAUCGCCAUUCGGCUGCGCUGGUACGGCCCCGCGCCGACGGGGUCGGUGUACGUCGAGAGGAAGACGCACCGGGAGAGCUGGACCGGGGAGGAGAGCGUCAAGGAGCGAUUCGCGCUUCCGGCGGCGUACAUCGUGCCGUAUCUCCAAUGUAAGCACACGUGGGAGAAGGAGGAGUCGCGGCUUCGCGCGCAGCACGCGAAGAACGAUCGCGAGCGACCAACGUCCGGCGCGGAGCUGAAGAAGAUCAAGACGCUGUUCACGGAGGUGCAGAGAGCGAUCGAGAGCAAGCAGCUGCAGCCGACGCUUCGCACGGUGUACAUGCGGACCGCGUUUCAGGUGCCGUACGACGCGAGCGUGCGUUGCUCGCUGGACACGUCCCUCGCGAUGCUCGUGGAGAAUCCCGCGGGAGGGCCGUCGUGCACGGCGUUGGAGCGGUGGUACCGCGACCCGAGCGUGCCGUUGCACCGAACGGAGGUGACGCGGUUUCCUCACGCGGUGCUCGAGAUUAAGCUCGCGCUCGGCGAGGGCGUCGCCGCGCCGGACUGGGUCAACGAGCUUGUCGCGAGCGGCGCGCUGACAGAGGUGCACAAGUUUUCCAAAUUUAUGCACGGCUGCGCGGUCUUGUUUCCGGACACCGCGCAAGAGGUGCCGUACUGGGUCGACGACGUGAGCUUGCGGGAUUCGCUGCAGCACUCGGCGAGCGUGGAGACGGGCGCCGCGCGCGUCCCCCGCCCGGGCGCCGGCGACGCCGCGACGGGCGCGGCCGCGGCCGCGGCGGCGGACGCGAGGACGGACGCCGGCAAGCGGCGAGGGAGCCGAGGGAGCGACGAGGACGGCGAGCUGACGCACCCGUUGCUCCUCGCGCGCGACUUGGAAGGGCGCGACGCUUCGCGGCACGUGGUCUUGGACCUCAUCGGCGACGCGCGCGCGGAGGCGGAGGGCAUGCGCGAAGCCGCCGGUCGCCGCGGCGCCGGGUUCUUCGCGGACGUCAAGCGCUUCUUCAGACGGCUCCCCGGCGGCGGCGCCGGCGGCGGUCGCGCCGGCGCCGGCGGCGGUCGCGCGCCUUCGGUCCCGCGCAGCGUGCCGAUGCGCGUCGAGCCGAAGACGUUCUUCGCCAACGAGCGGACGUUUCUCUCUUGGCUCCACACCGCGGUGCUCAUCGGCACGAUCGGCGCCGCGCUCGUGGGCGUCCACCUCGGAGGGUCUCCGUCUGGGGCGCCGCAUAAGGACGUUCACGGGAACGAUCGAAGCACCGCGCCGCUGGUGAUCGCGAUGACGAUGCUCAGCGCGAGCGUGUGCUUGUGCGCGUACGCGACGUGGACGUUCGUGUGGCGCGGGCGGGCCAUCGCGGCGCGGAGGACGGUGGCGUUUCACGACCCGACGGGGCCGGUGGUGAUGGGCGCGAUCAUGAUGUGCGCGAUGGUCGUCGUCAUCAUCGUGACGAUACUUCAGUACGAGCGCGGCGGCGACUUGUGACGCGCGUCGUCGUCGGCGCGCGUCACAGACUCGCGCGGGAGGCCGUAGACGCGACGACGAGAUGAGAUUCUAGCUAGCUAACGCCGUAGUUGUGUUUUGGGUUCGUCGCGCGCGCGCGCGUGGAUACGAGAUAGAUC
Molecule: messenger RNA, 2762 nt
Organism: Micromonas pusilla CCMP1545
Lineage: Eukaryota; Viridiplantae; Chlorophyta; Mamiellophyceae; Mamiellales; Mamiellaceae
Product: vacuolar transport chaperone protein
Exons: 2
Coding region: 1-2625 (874 amino acids)
Source: RefSeq, a predicted model, not a curated record